AUGAGUCGCUGGAUAUACACGGCUUCGGGCGUGCUUAUAGGAAUAUCCAUUUCUGGAAUUCUCUAUACCGCUUUUCUGCGACCUGAAUCGCAGAAGAAACGAUCGAAAUCUAACAAGAAUACCCCCUCACAGCCCAUUGUUGACCCGCCAAAGGCCCGGAUAGGACUCCAGGGACUCAUUGGAAAUACCCCAAUGGUCCUAGUGCCGUCGUUGAGUCACGCAACUGGCUGCAAGAUAUAUGCCAAAGUUGAGGCGUGCAACCCGGGAGGUUCAGCCAAGGACAGAGUUGCGUUGGGAAUCAUUCAGGCUGCCGAAAAAUCGGGGGCCAUUGCUCCUCACGAGGGUCACGUGAUUUACGAGGGAACAAGUGGCUCUACAGGAAUUUCUCUCGCCAUGCUGUCGAAGGCUAUGGGCUACAAUUCGCAUAUUUGUCUUCCAGACGACACUUCAAGUGAGAAGGUGGAUCUUCUUACUAACCUGGGAGCCGUUGUUGACAAGGUGCGACCUGCUGGAAUCGUUGACAAAAACCAUUAUGUUAAUAGUGCACGUGACAAGGCUGUUGAGUGCGAGACCGGUGCUGUGUUCUCAGACCAGUUCGAAAACGACGCCAACUGGAGAAUUCAUUACAACACCACGGGACCUGAGAUCUUCAUCCAGACCGACGGAGAGGUAGAUUUGUUUGUGACUGGCUCUGGAACCGGAGGAACCAUUUCUGGUGUGGCCAAGUACCUCAAAGAAAAACUGGACGACGUCAGGGUGGUCCUUGCAGACUGCCAGGGGUCUGGGUUGUAUCGAAAGAUUAAGUAUGGAGUUAUGUACGACUCCGUGGAAAAGGAGGGCACUCGUCGACGACACCAGGUGGACACUCUUGUGGAGGGUAUCGGUAUCAAUCGAAUUACUCACAACCUGUCCCAGGGUCUGGAGUUCAUUGAUGAUGCCAUCCGGGUCACUGAUGAGGAAGCCGUCAAGAUGGCCAAGUAUCUGGUUGACAACGACGGUAUGUUUGUGGGCUCUUCCACUGCUGUCAAUAUGGUGGCUGCUUACAAGUGUGCCAAGAGCCUGGGACCCAAUCACACCAUUGUCACUCUAUGGUGUGAUGGAGGCCAUCGCCAUUUGAGUAAGUUCUGGAAGCAGGCCAGAGAGCUUGGGGAGAUCAAGUUGGAGGAUUUUUAG
Yarrowia lipolytica CLIB122 is the source of this 1173-nucleotide messenger RNA. RefSeq lists its product as uncharacterized. NCBI's taxonomy places the organism in Eukaryota, Fungi, Ascomycota, Dipodascomycetes, Dipodascales. Gene Ontology annotation, cellular component: cytoplasm. The record is from RefSeq and is a predicted model, not a curated record.